UCAUAUCACCGCCGCUCCCCUCAUUCCUCUCAUAUCACCGCACUGUUUGUGGCGGCGAUAUCAUUUUCGGCAACCAUGGCAAAGAAGAAGGAGAGGUCCGUCAACGUUUCGGGGAAGCCGAAGCACUCGCUCGAUGUCAACAGAGAUAAUAGCAAAGGCAAAUCUAGCAAUGGCCGGAGCGCCGCCACAGUGCGGCGCCUCAAGAUGUACAACACGCGCCCCGUCCGCAACGCUGGCGGAAAAAUCCUCAAGCACGACCUCCAGUCCAAGGAAUUGCCGUCUACUCGGAUUAUGCCUGAUCGUCGCUGGUUCGGCAACACACGUGUUGUGAAUCAGAAAGAGCUUGAAUAUUUCCGUGAGGAGCUUCAGAAUCGUCUUUCAAGCAGCUAUAAUGUUCUUUUGAAGGAAAGGAAGCUGCCUAUGUCCCUCUUGAAUGAUCAUCAAAAGCAAGCAAGAGUCCAUCUCCUCGACACACAACCUUUUACUGAUGCUUUUGGUCCUAAGACGAAGAGGAAGAAGCCCAAGCUUCUUGCAUCUGAUUAUGAAUCAUUAGUCAAGAGGGCUGAUGGUUCUCAAGAUGCAUUUGGAGAGAAACAUGGUGCUAGUACAUCUACCGAAGGGGAUGAAGAUGGGUUCAGGGACCUUGUACGCCACACAAUGUUUGAAAAAGGUCAGAGUAAGCGGAUAUGGGGAGAGCUCUACAAAGUGAUUGAUUCCUCAGAUGUUGUUGUCCAGGUAUUAGAUGCCAGGGACCCACAAGGUACACGAUGCUACCAUUUAGAGAAGCAUUUGAAGGCGAAUUGCAAGCAUAAGCACAUGAUUCUUCUACUAAAUAAGUGUGAUCUGGUUCCAGCCUGGGUAACCAAAGGAUGGCUUCGGAUACUGUCUAAGGAAUACCCUACCCUGGCUUUUCAUGCAAGUGUAAACAAGUCAUUUGGAAAGGGUUCUCUUCUGGCUGUAUUAAGACAAUUUUCCCGUCUUAAAAGUGACAAGCAAGCUAUAUCUGUUGGAUUUGUCGGAUAUCCCAAUGUUGGAAAGUCGUCAGUUAUCAAUACUUUGCGUACAAAGAAUGUUUGCAAAGUUGCGCCAAUUCCCGGGGAGACUAAAGUGUGGCAAUACAUAACACUCACAAAGAGGAUAUUUCUGAUUGAUUGCCCUGGAGUAGUUUAUCAGAGUAGUGAUACUGAGACGGAUAUCGUCUUAAAGGGUGUGGUACGUGUAACGAAUUUGGAGGAUGCUGCUGAGCAUAUUGGUGAAGUUCUGAAACGUGUCAAAAAGGAGCAUCUGUUCAGAGCUUAUAGGAUAAAAGACUGGGAGGAUGAUAACGAUUUCCUUGUUCAGCUAUGCAAGUCAACCGGUAAACUUCUUAAGGGAGGCGAACCUGAUUAUAUGACUGCUGCAAAGAUGAUCCUCCACGAUUGGCAAAGGGGUAAAAUACCAUUUUUCGUUCCACCACCUAAGGAAGAGGAUGAAGCAUCGGAUGAACUUGAGGCAAAAUCGGAGGCUGACACCAUUGCUGAUGAUAAGGUGGCUGCUGCUAGAAAAGGAAUUGACGACAUUAUUUCAUCCCAGAAAAUUGAUAGCCUUAUAGUUCAAAAGGAUCUCUUCAGUGAGCCGGAGUUGAUUGGAGCUACACUCGAGUCAUCUUAAUGCUUUUCUAUUGCCUUUAGAUUUCGCUUUUCCUAAUUUCAUUUUCUUAUACCCCCUUUUUAUCAUGUCUCUUGAUGUAUGAUUUUAUUUAAUUUACUUAAUUGCAUUUCAAUAUGUAUCAGUUUUGGAGCACUUAAA
Messenger RNA from Salvia miltiorrhiza (redroot sage), 1788 nucleotides. Its product is annotated as nuclear/nucleolar GTPase 2. Gene Ontology annotation, molecular function: GTP binding. Lineage: Eukaryota; Viridiplantae; Streptophyta; Magnoliopsida; Lamiales; Lamiaceae. Gene Ontology annotation, cellular component: nucleolus. The record is from RefSeq and is a predicted model, not a curated record.